ACUCCCAUCCACUCCGCCUCAGCAGUCUCGUCACAACACUAGUGGAAUCGAGCGCGGAGCUGCUGGAGUUGCGCUGAGAGGAGAGAAAAAGCGCGCCGCGGAUAUUUGAUUUUUGAAUUGCAGACACAUUCUUAAAUAUUUAUUUCUUGGUGUUUUUGCCUAUAUUUGGUCAUUUCCAUACCGUUGUUGUCAGUCUGCUGGAUUAAAUGCUUUUGAAAAGGUUACUUUUGUGGGACUUUCACCUGGCACGCACGCAGGAUGGGAGAUGAGCGCGUCCUCUGAAUUAAGGCUCUAUGAUCUAUGAUCUAUGAUGACCCCCGCCAGAGGGAAUAGCUGAUCCUUUUUCCCCCCCAUCACCCCAAUGAUGACUAUGAGUUCAAUCUCGGACUCUUUGGUUCCCAACACUGAUCCGUCCAAGUCUGCGUUCCUGGAGUUCGGCGGCCACGCGUACCCGGGCCCCGGGCAGGGCUCCCCGGCCCUGUCCCACGGACACUAUCCGGUGCACGGGCUGCACGGCGUGGGCGUGGGCCCCGCGCAGCACGACGGACACUUCUCCGCCGGGGCGUCCUCGUACGGCCGCCCGCUCGGGUACGCGCCCUACCACAGCCCCGUGAGCGCGCACCACCCCGGGACCUACCUGUCCUACGCGCACGGAGGCCACGGCGGCGCGCUGGCGCACUCCAGGCUGGAGGAGGCUGAGCACGAGAAGCCCACGGCGGUGAUAGAGAACGGGGAGGUGAGGCUCAACGGGAAAGGGAAGAAGAUCCGGAAGCCUCGGACCAUCUACUCCAGCCUGCAGCUCCAGGCGCUCAACCAGCGCUUCCAGCAGACCCAGUACCUCGCCCUGCCUGAGCGGGCCGACCUGGCAGCCAAGCUGGGCCUGACCCAGACCCAGGUGAAAAUAUGGUUCCAAAACAAACGAUCCAAGUACAAGAAGAUCAUGAAGAACGGUCCGUGUGGACCUGAAGACCACCUGGCCCCCCCGCCGCCGUCCUCGUCCUCCCCCUGCUCCCUGUGGGACAUCAGUAUUACUAACAAAGGAGCGCCCGUGCACUCCGGGGGAUACAUGAACAAUUUUGGACACUGGUACCCCGGACACCAGCAGGACUCCAUGCCCAGGACUCAGAUGAUGUGACAGGACGCGGUGCUGCCAGAACCAUUCCAGGACCAUUCCAGGACCAAUGGUGGAUUAACGCCAGUAAGCUGAGCCGGAGCCGGAGCCGGAGCCAGAACUUUGUCUGAGCCACUCUGGACGUAAAACAUGAUUUUAAAGGUACAUCUGAACUGCAGUUAAAAAUACUGCAGUGAUGAAAGAAAAACAGACUUUUCAGGUGCUCAUCGCUGCAGCCUUGAUUACACGUAUGAAUAAGUGAGAACAUUAAAUGUCAAGAGGAAGAUUUCAUUUUUAAGAGGGGAAAUAUUGUUUUAGCUGUUUUUGUUCCUUUUUUUUACGGAAGAGUAUUAGGGCCAUGCAGGAGAAAAAAUAUUUGAGAGGGGAAGAUUUUUUUUUAUUGUGCACUUUGA
Molecule: messenger RNA, 1524 nt
Organism: Cololabis saira (Pacific saury)
Lineage: Eukaryota; Metazoa; Chordata; Actinopteri; Beloniformes; Belonidae
Product: homeobox protein Dlx4a-like
Biological process (GO): embryo development; negative regulation of transcription by RNA polymerase II; cell differentiation
Molecular function (GO): RNA polymerase II cis-regulatory region sequence-specific DNA binding; DNA-binding transcription factor activity, RNA polymerase II-specific
Source: RefSeq, a predicted model, not a curated record